Melitaea cinxia (Glanville fritillary) is the source of this 1386-nucleotide messenger RNA. RefSeq names its product lipoma-preferred partner homolog. Lineage: Eukaryota; Metazoa; Arthropoda; Insecta; Lepidoptera; Nymphalidae. The transcript has 3 exons. Gene Ontology annotation, cellular component: focal adhesion; stress fiber. Gene Ontology annotation, biological process: cell-cell adhesion. The coding region runs from base 130 to 1386 and encodes 418 amino acids. The record is from RefSeq and is a predicted model, not a curated record.
AUUGACAGAUUUUAUCUGUGUUCAAACUCAAAGAAUGAUUAGUUUUUGUAAAAUAAGGAGUGCCGAUUUUUACUAUUUAUGAAUAAAAUCAAUAAAUAAUUUGUGGCCGGUUUAUGAAUAAUUGUAGCAAUGAGUACGCUCGACAAGCAAUUGGCUGAUCUUCGGAUCUACGCAAACGAAUUAGAUGCUAAACUGCAAGACGAUAUCAACGCAGCGAAAAUGAAACCAUCGAUUCCUCCGAAAAAAAAUAAAGCACCUCUGCCUCAAAUACCACAAAGUUACACCGUAAAGUCAGCUUGCGAGCCGUCUUACUCUUCUAGGCUUGAAUAUGGAAGUCGCACGAGUUCUACCUAUUCUAAUUUAGUCCCAGUUAAAAGUUGUAUCGUAAGAAAUUCGGCAAGACUUCGGAGCGGUGAUGUGCUUUUAUACAGCAAUUUAUUGCCCCCGGGCGGCACAAAUCAUGUGUACUCGAAUAUUCAAAUGCCACGUAAUGCAGAAAAUUUUUACGAAAGAGAUACACGCUCAGAUGUGUCAAGAAUUAGUGAUUUAGGAGCUCAGUCAAAUUAUAGUGAACUUCGGCGGCCUGGGUCCGCGUAUCCGCCGUCCUCGGCUUCAGUAAACGCUCAGGACUUCUCUACUUACGGGGGCUCCCAGACAUCUUCCACAUAUGAGUCUUUGUAUGAACCCAUCAAUCCAAGACCGUGUAGUCAGUUAUCAGGCACGUCAUUAUACGGAGGCUAUGUUGGAACAACCGUUGACCCAAUACCUGAGCCAGAAGACGCUCUGUACUGUGGCAAUUGUUACCACUGUGGGAAGAAAAUCAUGGGGGAGACCACAGGCUGCACGGCCAUGGAGAGAAUAUACCAUAUUAAGUGUUUCUGUUGUCAACAGUGUGGUAUCAAUUUUAAGGGCAGACCAUUUUACGCAGUCCAAGGGAGAGCACUGUGUGAGAAAGAUUACCUGGAAACUCUUGAAAAAUGUUGUGUAUGUGGAGACCCCAUACUUGAUCGUUUAUUGCGAGCCACCGGGAAACCGUACCACCCACGCUGCUUUACAUGUGUCGUUUGUCAGAAAAGUCUCGACGGUAUACCGUUUACUGUAGACGCCGUUAACCGCAUACAUUGUAUUGAAGAUUUUCAUAAGAGAUAUGCACCAAGGUGUGCCCGCUGUCGAGAACCAAUAGUACCAGAGGGCGGAGCCGAAGAAACUGUUCGUAUAGUGGCUUUAGACAAGAGUUUCCAUAUAUCUUGCUACGCUUGUGAAGAUUGUGGGGCGUCCCUUUGUUCACGAGAAGAAGGCAAGGGAUGCUAUCCUUUAGACGACCACCUCUACUGCAAGGAAUGCAAUGCUAGGCGUAUACAGGAUUUAUCAAGAAAUAUUAACUAA